Molecule: messenger RNA, 2007 nt
Organism: Hevea brasiliensis (rubber tree)
Lineage: Eukaryota; Viridiplantae; Streptophyta; Magnoliopsida; Malpighiales; Euphorbiaceae
Exons: 8
Coding region: 610-2007 (465 amino acids)
Cellular component (GO): cytoplasm
Molecular function (GO): exopolyphosphatase activity
Source: RefSeq, a predicted model, not a curated record
ACACCAUUCUCUCUGCGUCUUCCUGAGACAAUGAUGGACAGGAGAUUGAGCAGGGAGUCCUCUAGAGGCUCUGUCACUCUGCAAAAGAAGCUAAUAGAUUCUGGCCGACCCAGCAAAACCCAACAGUCACCGGACCUGACAGAUUUCAUGAAUGACAUGUUUUUUGGGACUGUGCACAGUGAUAAGAAAGCUUAUAACUUGACUGGGAGUUGUUUGGAGGACGAAGAAGAAAAUUUCGAUGACAGCACCAGGAGCAAUAGCAGCAAGUUAACCCAAGAGUGGUUAGAGGAGGCCAGACGGAUGGUGGCGUCAUCUUCUUCGCGUUGUGACUCGCCUUCCAGCCUCGUUGGAUCACCAAGGUUCGCGGCUGUUCCUGGCAGGCUUUCAUCAUCUUCAGUACUUGAUAGGAGGGAUCCUCUGUCCAGGUCUGCUAGAAGGUACGUGUACGUGAUGAAUUACGCAACAUUUGAUUCUCCAAUAAAAUGAAAUUCAGAAUGAUCCAAUUGUUUGUCCUUUCUCUACAGACACAGAGCAACAGAAGGCUUCAGUGGAGAAAUACUUACAAAAUCAGCAAAGCACAGCCGUAAUAAAUCAGAAUCAUUAGACAGCAUGCCUAGCUCUCCCUCAGAGCCAUCCCCUGCAUCCCAGGUCCAACAGUGGUUUUCUGAGAUGCUCAAACCCUCCAAUCCCGACUCCCACCAACCCAACGACUCUCCAUCUCCAUCUGUUGAUCCAGUGGCCCUAACUGUGCCGCCCCGGCAGCCAACCUACCGCAAGUCCCGCUUCCAAACAGAGACACCUGUACCUGCACCCCAGGGAGUACCAGUACCCUCACCCAGAACUUUCAAGCCAGCCCCAUUAGCUGAUAAUCAAAUGCUGUCUCCGCCAAAGAACCUCAUUGAGUCAGUUCAUCGGAGAUCAAUAUCAUCGUCAACAUGUUCCCAACCGGAGAAACAACCCGUGUCUCCACCGAGGAAUCUUGUAGAGUCUGCUCAUAGAAGGUCGAUUGCAAGGUCCACGUGCUCCAUUGAGAAAAUUGCACCAAAGCCUAAUGCAAAUGGGAAGCAGAAGGAAGAGGAGGGAGAACGAGACCUUCUUCUAAAUGGCUUCCUUAAGGACCAAAGAAUCAAGAUUGAGAAGAUUUUGAAUGGGGAAAGUGAUUCUAAGGCCAAAGUUAUCCUUUCUGGCCCUUCAAACAGUACAAGUUCAAUGGUAGCCGCCAUAUGCUAUGCAUGGUUGUUGGAGAAUAGGUUCAUCAAGAAUAAAGUAGAUAGCAACGAAGACGGGUAUAUAACACUGCCUGUGAUGAAUUUAAGGAGAGGGAGAAUGUGGAAGCAAAGGCAGGCAGCUUGGCUCUUCCACCAUGUUGGCCUUGAGGCUACCUCAUUGCUCUUUGCUGAUGAGGUGGAUUUGGAGAGUCUAAAUGGGGCAGGGAAAUUAACCAUCCUUGUGGUUGGACAAGAUAUCCUCAAAACUGAAAGUGAAGUUGGAUCUCAGUGCACUAUUCUGACAGAUAAUUACUGUGAAGAUGCCUAUGAUCUGCUUCAAACCCCAAUGCUCAAAAAACUUUUGCUUGCAGGUAUUCUUUUAGAUACACAAAAUUUGAAUGCAUCUACUAAAUUAUCAAUGACAAGAGAUGCAGAGGCAGUUCAGUUGCUACUAGUCGGCUCAGCCCCUAAUUCUCAAAAUGCCAUUUUCAAUCAAUUAAUGCAAGACCAAAGAGACAAUUCCUUCUUUGAGGCUUUGCGAUACAACUAUGGAAAGCCCCCUAUUGAGAGUUGUCUAGACAGCAUGGCACAUAUGGAGAACAGGGAAGAUGAUAGGAAGUCAACUUCUGUCUAUUACAACGAAGCCAUCGUACAUAAUUCAGAGAAGUCUACGGAAGUGAAAAAUGCAAAAACCAAUAGGGACACACCAAAACCAGCAGCAACUGUGCAACAAACUCCUGAUGCCUCUCGUGGAAAGAAUACGUUCUUCCUUGCAAAGUGGUUUGGUUUCGGGAAAUGA